Molecule: messenger RNA, 1586 nt
Organism: Pararge aegeria (speckled wood butterfly)
Lineage: Eukaryota; Metazoa; Arthropoda; Insecta; Lepidoptera; Nymphalidae
Product: putative inorganic phosphate cotransporter
Exons: 11
Coding region: 77-1513 (478 amino acids)
Biological process (GO): transmembrane transport; monoatomic anion transport
Cellular component (GO): plasma membrane
Molecular function (GO): transmembrane transporter activity
Source: RefSeq, a predicted model, not a curated record
GGCUGCAGUAAGUUCAAGUAACUAAUUUAAUAAUAAAAAUAAAUGGUAACACGAAAAAGUAAUAUUGAAUUUCAAAAUGAAGAACUGCGACGGAGGAUCUGAAAAACGAUAUGGCUUCGGCGUCCGCCACAUCCAGAUGGCGUGCAUGUGUUUGACGAUGGUGGCUCUGUUCAUCGCUCGCAGCAGCUUGGGGGUCGCCAUACUCGCCAUGACUGACAUGCGACGUCGCAACGAUACCAAUGUAAUAGUCUACGAAUGGGACAAAAAGACUCAGGGUAUGAUUCUAUCAUCGUUCUUCUGGGGCUACUUGAUAAUGCAGAUACCAGCUGGCUUGCUCGCGAAGAGGUACGGAGGGAAGCCCAUCGUCCUUUUCUCUCUCCUGGCGAACGCGAUCAUCUGUGCUCUUCUGCCCACGCUUGUGCAAUUUGGUGGCUGGCAAGUGGUGUGCGCCUGCCGCGUCAUCAUGGGCCUGACGCAGGCGUGCCUGUUCCCAGGCUUCCACACCCUGCUGGGUCAGUGGUUGCCGGCGCACGAGAUCACCUCUUACUCCGGUAUCGUUUAUGGAGGAUCACAAAUAGGCACGAUCAUCGCCAUGCCGGUGUCGGGUCUUCUAGCUGAGACAGCUAUGGGCUGGAAGCUAAUAUUCUACGUGGUGUCGGGCAUCAUGUUUUUACAGUCCAUUAUAUGGAUCUUCUUUGCUGCCAGCUCUCCGAGAGAUCAUCGGUUGAUGACGGAGGGGGAAAAGGAGUAUAUAGAGAGGGGGUUGAAUGCUGGUGGAUCUAAGAGCCAUCGAACUCCAUGGAGGUACAUCCUACGCACGAAGGCCUUAUGGGGUAUAAUGUUCACCCACAUCGGCUGCGCCAUCAGCUACGUGCUAUUCUUCGUUGACAUGCCCACCUAUUUAGAAAGGGGGUUACAGAUCUCUCUAAAAGACAGUGCAUCUCUGUCGGCGUUACCUUACAUAGGGAUGUUUAUCGGUAACAUCGCUUCCACGUCUGUUUCCCAGAAGAUAUACAAUAAGGGCUACUUGUCACUUCUGACCUGCAGGAAACUGUUCAAUUCCCUUGGGUUUUUCGGCACUGCGUUCAGUCUGAUCGCCCUUUCAUUCAUCGGGCCGGAACACAAGAGUCUGGCCAUUGUCACCCUUAUCAUAGCUCUCACUUUGAAUGGCUUUUUUGGUGCUGGAUUUAUGAUGUCAUAUUUGGACCUAUCGCCAAACUACGCAGGCGUGAUGCUCUCUAUAACCAACUUUGCGGCAAACUUUGGCAGCGUCCUCACUCCCAUCACAACUAGUUUGAUCCUAAAAAACGAUCCAACCGACAUAAGUCGCUGGCGCAUCGUAUUUUUGACCUGCGCAGCGAUCUGCAUCGCUGCCAACACCAGCUUCAUGUUCUUCGCCAGCGUGAAGAGGCAAGAGUGGGAUGACCCAGACUUCUUGGAUAAGAUCAAGGCUGACCCAGAGGAAGUGAAACCUGCUUUAACGAAAACCAAAGAAGAAGCGAACUCAAAGUAAGAGGAAAACGAUUUAAGACCUUGGAUUAAAUAUUUAAGACGGUCGACAUUAUAAUUUAUUUUAGGAUACUCAA